Medioppia subpectinata is the source of this 1668-nucleotide messenger RNA. The record is from the annotation of a GenBank genome assembly. NCBI's taxonomy places the organism in Eukaryota, Metazoa, Arthropoda, Arachnida, Sarcoptiformes, Oppiidae.
AUGGACGAGACGUUCAAGUCGUUAGUGAACGCUCUGCUGAAGACAUCGGUAACGGAUCAGUCGUUUGAGUCGAUGACCACUCGCGAGAAACAGAUCCAUCAACUGCUGAGACACCGCAAGUGUCCGCUCGACGGCUGGGAUGAGUCGGCCAUCGAGUUGUUGGUCAACCGAUUGGCACUAAUGGACAGCAAUAACUUUGUCCACAAUUACGGUUUGGGCGAAAGAGAGGCCCGAUUUGCCUCACCUUUGGUCGCCCGAAGACACUAUCGUUUGGGUCACGGAAUCGGACGCUCCGGUGAUAUAUGCGAACUCCAGCCCAAAGCCAUCGGUUCCAGUCUUCUCAAUGUCCUCACAAAUAGUCUAUUGCUUGAUGUGAUACAAAGUGUUGGAGUGGCCAACACUCGGGCCUGUUUUGUGGUGCCGAUGGCCACCGGCAUGAGUCUUGUCCUCUGUUUGCUGACCAUAAGGCAGAGCCGACCGAACGCUAAGUUUGUCAUUUGGCCGCGAAUUGACCAGAAGUCGUGCUUCAAAUGCAUUCUCACCGCUGGCUUCACACCCGUUAUAAUUGACAAUAAAAUAUUAGACAAUAAUUCACUGGAAACUGAUGUCGAGGCCAUCGAAGAGAAGAUCAAGGAAUUGGGAAACGAGAAUAUUGUGUGCAUUCUGUCGACCACUUCUUGUUUCGCUCCGAGAAAUGCAGACAAUUUGGAGAUAAUCUCAAAGUUAUGUUUACAGCAAUCGAUACCCCAUUUGGUGAACAACGCCUACGGAAUACAGUCUUCAAAAUGUAUGCAUCUGUUGGAGACGUCCUCAAGAGUGGGACGAAUUGAUGCCUUCGUUCAGAGCACUGACAAGAACUUUAUGGUUCCCGUCGGCGGGUCUAUAAUCGCAGGCUUUGACACUCAUUUUAUUAAUGAAAUCAGCAGUACAUACGCCGGCCGCGGGUCCAGCACUCCAUCGCUCGACCUAUUGAUUACUUUAUUACAUCUGGGAAUCAAUGGAUAUAAAACGUUACUAAAAGAGCGCAAAGAUAACUAUAAUUAUCUUAAGGAACAAAUGAAGAUAAUUGCCAAUAAAUUUAACGCUAAUGUGAUUGAGAAUAAAUCAAAUCAGAUAUCGAUUGCAAUGACUCUUAAUAUGUUUAGCAACUCAUCGAUCAAAGAGACGGAAUUGGGUUCAAUGCUAUUCAAGAGAUCUAUAUCUGGCGCCAGAGUUGUGGCCAUCGAUGGCAAGACAAAGACUAUCGGCAAAUACGAGUUCAAGAACUGGGGCUCUCAUACAAACUCUUACAAUGAUUCCUAUAUAACGGCCGCCGCAGCCAUUGAAACGCAAGUAAAGAAAGAUGUAUCGGAUGUGUACAACAUAUACACCACUCAAGCGUUUUACGUUCAAAUACCUACGGAUGCGUUGAGCAAAUCUCUGGCACCAAUAGAUGCCAUUGAAUUCAUACCAUCCAUACUGGGAAUGCCUGAUCUGCCCGUUUGGAUGCAAUACAAACACGUGAAUCACAGCCAAAAGGCAUACCUCUACGGCUCACCCGCUCUCGACGACGACCGCGACAUCGAAAUAGAAGUCAUUUCUAUAAAUCAAUUCAAUUACGAAACCCAUAAACAAGUGAUGAAAUUUCGUGUCACUAAAAGAGAAAAGAUUUGCUCAACGCAUCCGUAG